Messenger RNA from Cylicocyclus nassatus, 3795 nucleotides. NCBI's taxonomy places the organism in Eukaryota, Metazoa, Nematoda, Chromadorea, Rhabditida, Strongylidae. The record is from the annotation of a GenBank genome assembly.
AUGGCGCGGUUAGUCAGGUUCGCGGAAGUUGGACAACAAGAAAAUCUACCAGGGUUGAUAGAGUCUUACAACUCGACUUCGCUCGUCCGAUGCUAUAAUUACCCUCCAUCGUGGGUUGCUCUUCUCUCCAGAAACUCUUCAAAAUGGGACACGGAACUCGGGAAUUUUUGCGGAGCGGAUGGCUACGAUAAGAACUUGACGGAUCUGCUGGCUGAGAAAAUAACAACAGUAAUUUCAUCAAGCACAGCAACAUCUUUAGAAAUGUCUGGUUUUUGUCCAUGCCGAUUAUCUGAAAAGUGCCUAGGGUUGUUCACCGACGUUAUUUGUACAACAAUUGAGGAAACGCCGAAGAUUUAUGUGAUAAGUAUUUGUUCCAAGAAUGAUUGGAGUCCGCCGAAGUUUCCAAAACUCUCAAAGUCAACGACUACUUCCAAACGUAGCUUGACAGCAACCACACCCAUCUCAGUAUACCCUAAAUGUACACAAUUUAUUGAUGCAACUUCCUCUUCACGUCAGCAAAGUGUGGUUGUGAGUUCAAUCACCGCAAUUAGCACAAGAGAUGAAACGACCUCUUUGAAUGAGAAAAAAUUCCCAAGCAUACUUUCUAUAUCGCCGACCGAUAGCAUCCUCUCUAGCAAGAGAACUGAUUUAGGUAUUGAAAGGAAAUCAACAAGUGCUAUAAAUGAAACGCCUUCAUUAGGCACUUCGACUGAAAGUUUUGAGAGCGAUUCAGCUCCUAAAACGGAAUCAAUUUGGUCAGACAGAGAUUUCUCCACUUCAAAUAGUGAGAUAUUGAGCGAUGUUACACAGUUCCCAGCCAUCGACGCAAGUGAUUCUAAGCACAGAGGGAAGAGUGAAACAAUUUUUGGCACAUUGAAUAUCCAAACGACAUUGAAGAGGGGGUCCGGAGCGAUCACGACAGUGUUGGAGAGCAGAUAUGCCUACACCACUAUUCCCCUUUUUGAUGUGGAAGAUGAAACCACCUCUAAAGUUGAAGCAAGUAGCACGACAGGGGACUCUUCGGAGUCGUCAAAGGAGAUUACUGAGGAGGAAGAAGGGAACUUAACAUCGGAAACAAUUUUUGAGGAACACCCACCGGCAACUGAGAAGUUUGAGGAAAAAGAAGAGGAGAAACAGAGCCCAGCAAUGACGAGUACGCUGACAACAAAGGAGAAUCGUCAUGUAACACGUGCUUCUUCUUCUGAUUCCACAAAAAAAGAAGCCACUAAACCCUCAACUUCGGAAGUCUCUAGUCAAGUGGAACUGUUUGACAAAACUUUAUCUCCAAGAGUAGACUCUAUAUGGACAGAGAUUAGCGAUUUUGCCUUGUCAAUAAAUCAUGCGCAUACAAGUACACUGGAGGACGCUGACUCAAAGAAGGGUUCAACUCCCUACAACUCAGGGGAUAUGACGACUGCAAUACCCACCUCACUGCAUGAAAAACAAAAGAUAAGCACUGAAUCUGCUACUCCAAUUGCUGGUCAGAACACCGAAGGCACAAGCGCAGCGGAGAGCCGAAGUUUCUAUCCUCAAGCGACAUCGAUAUUACAGGAACCUUUAGAGGAUGUUACCAGCUCAGGCAGAAGUGAAUACUUGAAGUCCGAAGCAACACUGACGUUAAAAGGGUAUACUCAUAAUCCUGUGAUUGGCAGCAAGGAAGUGUCUGUCGAUUCACAUGCGAGUGAGACGGAGUCUUCAAAUUACGAAGAAACGGCUACGACAAAACUCGAAGGAGAAAAAAGUCGUACAAAACGUACGGAUCUAAUUACUAAGACUUCAAAAUCUAAGUUCGAGUCAACAACAUCUUCUCAUUCACUCGCACAAACCCUUUUUACACCUGAAGUUUCGGUGGAGAGCAUUUAUUCAACGACUGGCAUAACGGACAAAAGACAAAAAACUAAAAUUUCAACCAUAGGAGAGGUAAGAAGCAAUCCAACAAGAGCAGCGGAUGUAAACAGCAAACUUCUAAGCUCUAAAUCACAAGGGCCUACAUCCUCCUCCUUCCAACAAAAUUCGAUAAUACCUUCCGCAUCAGAAUUUUCGAGAGGACAUAGUUAUUUGGUAGCUAUAAUCACUCCAGCAAACGCUGAUUUUGCUUCGUCGGUUACGGAAGAAGUCAGUGGAAGUAGCGCUACAGACUUCUCGUCUAGGCUCAUCGAAGAAAACAUUGGUACAUCUACAAAGCAUGUAAUCGGCAAAAGCCUAUUAUCCAUUUCCAAAGAGCCAUCGUUCUACCGCACAUUAGGAACAGCUUCUCCUGAGAUCGAAACCUCCAGGGUAUCUACUCGCUUCAAGGCUACAACAACAAACAGAAAAACCAGUAUAGAAAUGCUUGAGCCCAGCACAUCUGAGUAUCGAAAAACUUCAACGUCCGGCAUAUCAGACGAAUCUGAUGAUGUGGCUUACAUAUCGAACACUGUAAGUACGGCUAGCUCUCAAAUGGUUCGCUCAACAACUCCAACACUCAAGUCAAUAUUGUUUAACAAAUCCAAUUCUGCACAAAGCGGCUCAUUUUCAGUGACGAAAAUACCUGCCAGUUCAUCUUUGCCUAGCGCCUAUACGACCAAUGGAAUGUCAACUUCCUCAGCGGAAGAAAUUGCAGCUUCAAGCAUAGGAACUAAAGUAGUAUCACCUACGACCGAUUCCAAGGAGCUGGACAGGAAGAACCCGGACAUAACCGCCUACACAACGGAGUUGAUGUCAUCAAGAUUGCUCAAUUCGAGGCUUUCGAGCGAAUUCUAUUCAAGUGACACAAGCAAAGCGAACGAUCUUGCUUCUUCUUCUCAGAUACAAGAAGAUACGACUUCUGCUUCCAGUUCAAUGGGAACAACCAACUUUAUCUCAACAGGGGCCUUCUCAACAGAUGACAAACAUUCUACAUCGAUGCCCUUCACAAGCACCAUCACUUCUGGCCUUAAUUCAACAAGACUGUCAGAAAGGCCUAGUUUUCUCAUCACAGCACUACUUUGGCUUUCAACUGCAUAUUUGAAAACUGAAAGUGAUUACAACGCAUCUUCUUAUUCUGCGACUAACUAUUCAACAACAGCCAGAGGACGUACAUACUUUACGCCUUCUACAGCAGAAAUCGCUAUUCCAGUCUCUACCGAGGAGACAAGCCGUUCCUUCUUACAGGAACUAUUUACGAGCGGACUAAAUACAAUAUCCCAACUCCUGCAAAGCUCAUCGAACUUAUCGCGAAAGCUUCAGACAACCACAGUAGUGUUGAAAAGUAGUAACUACCCCACGGAACGCUUCGUACAAGUUGAUAAUCAAUCUCGGUUAACAUCCUCAAAGAUGGCAGGAACUUCGACUUUUCCAACUCUUCCACACAGCAAGCCAACACAUUUGAUUAAAGAUACAACCACGGAAAGGUGGACUACUGAAAUAGCGCAAAGAGAUCGAUGUGCAUCUCCAUGUCCUUCUGACUACGAAGAAGGAAAAGUGUUCUGUUAUAAAGUCCUUCAUGCGAAAAAGUCGGUAACGUACAGAAGGGUGUGCCAACAUAAUGUAGUCAAAAACAACGACACAGUAAAUUCAAACAAUAGUCAGCUAAUCUCAAUAGAGUCAGUGUCUUCUUCGGACCAAGAGCUGAAUAAAUCAGAAGUAGGAGACACCACAUCACAGUCUGGCAUAUCUUACUAUCUUCCAGAAUUGGAUCCCACUUUUGAAGGCCAGCGAGCCUACGGGCGGAGGCUAGCUGACUAUAUCCCCACUAAAACGUGUGAAACUCUGGAAGGACAGCAAAACAUACGCAUGACUAAAACUGAAAGAACUGUCAUCAAUGCUUAUAUGUGA